This is a messenger RNA of Protopolystoma xenopodis, 583 nucleotides long. NCBI's taxonomy places the organism in Eukaryota, Metazoa, Platyhelminthes, Monogenea, Polystomatidea, Polystomatidae. The record is from the annotation of a GenBank genome assembly.
AAAAAUAACAAUGAAACCUUUUAAAAUAUCUUUUUAUUUGACAUUGGCAUUGCACCUUUACGAUUUUCUUGAACGCCCGGCGUUGGUUCAUUUUCUUGGCUGUAUGAUGAAGUCUUGUGAGUCUACACUUUCUCCCGGCUCUUUUGAUUGGGAUUUAGAGUCAGAGAUAAAGUUGUUUCAUGCACUCAUGUCUCAUAAGCCUGUUGGUGUUGAUAGGCACUUCCAAAUGAUAUACAUAAUGAAUUAUUUAAGUACUUCACUCGACAAGCCGAUUACGGCAUCUCAAGUCUGGAAAAGACUCUCCGAAAUGUAUGAUAUGGAUGAACUGCAGGAGGCGGAAGUUAUGCCUUUUCCUACAAAGUUAACUGAAUUCGCACUUUCAUCGGAUUUCGACCAACUAAAGGAGGUGAGCUUCCCAAGAGCAAAGUCAUUGAAUGGAGAUUCACUUUCAUCUGGUAACUUACUUAACCACAUUAAGAGGUUUUUUAAUUGUCUUUUAUUAUUCCUUGUCUCCCAUGCCCAAAGUUUGGGAAAUUUGCCCUUACAGUGCGAGAAACUGGUACACAACUCAAUAGUUAUAUAG